GGUAGCUGAAGGACUGAGAGGAAUUUACUUAAUCCAUUCCAAGAUAUAGUUGCCGCAACGCGGCGAUAAAGCUCUUGUCCUCCUACUCUCACGUUUGUUAGAAUACGGAAUCACGAUCCAACACCACUCCUUCCCAAUCGGCUAUCGGCUUCAAUACACUGAAGCGCUUAAAACCGUUAAACUUCGUUCAUGCGACCCUUCAACAGCCUUCUGCGUACCCCCUCGCCUCCUGGAGUACGCGUGUUGCCUCCGGUUCUCCUCGUUAAAUAACAUCGUAUCGACCAUUCUCCAGUGACCAUGUCGCAUACGGGGGAUACAAACGCACCAGGACCCAGUUCAGGAAACCCACAGGCUCCAGGUUCGAGUUCAGCUCCAGCUGCACCUCCUUCAUCUCCGAAUCCAUCACCGAGUCGACCCAUCCGGCAAGCUUCUCUAGUCACAUCGACCUCGGAUCCAUCCAGCCGACCCAUCUCACAGGCUUUCACAAUCCCGUUGACACCGACACCGGCACCGCCUGUUCGAGCGAUUUUAUCCGACGAAAAAACACACAGUUCCCCAACGAUCCUCCCUGCACACCCAAUACGGGCCAUUUCUUGCGACGAGAAAGUACAUGCGGAUAAUGGGGAGUUGGGUGGCCGAAAUAGCACGUUGGAUCUCAGAAGAAAAGCCGCACCGCUACCCCCUGUACCAUCCAGAGGAAGUCCUGUUCUUCAUGGUAGCCCGACAGACGAGUAUAGGUCGUCAGGACAGGCUGAUCUAGGAAGGAUGAAUACGGUGAACUCUCGUGGAGGGUCUAAUAUUGAUUGGAUUGUGCCGCAGGCAAAGGACGUGGCGUUUCGACCGAAAACAGUGGGGGAACGUUUGGACCCGACGUUGACGAAUGCGAUCGAUGCGAAAAACAGGUACUCUACGAAAGCAAGGAUGACCGGACUGGCGUUGAAUAUUGCAAUUGGCCUUCAAGUUCUAUUGGGAGCUCUGACAACUGGUCUUUCAGCGGUGACAUCGGGUCAUCAGACUUCAGUUGCGGUUUCUGUUCUUGGUGGAUUGUCAACUCUCGUUGCAUCGUUUCUGGCUCGUUCUCGAGGAUCUAAUGAACCUGAAUUGUCAAUCACUCGAGUGAAGGAUCUGGAGCAAUUCAUUCGCGAAUGCGAGGCUUUUAAACUGGACUUUGGACACGAAUCGGGGCAUGAACAUGAUCCAACCUUGUUGGGAUUAAGAGAACGUUUCGAAGAGCUCCUAGGGAAUGCGAACGGAGAAAGAAAAUUGUCUCCAGUAUAAUACUUGAGGCAGCACAUGGACAUUUAUUAAUUUAUCCGGAGUUUUUCCUCCAUACUACCCUUACAUCGCAACUUAUCUUUAUUCUCAGUCUAUUAAUUGUAAUACCAGGACUCUUCUAUUUUCACCCACCUUGGCACGACUAGCCCAUAUCCAUGCUCCCGAGGGCCGGCCCCCUUGCGAUUCAAUCACCAACAAAUUUGCAAUAAACAAGACUUGGUCGCCUCUUGGUAAUCGCGGCCGCCGGCGCCAAUUUCCUUAUCAAAGAUGAAUCGAUUAUAUCUGAGUGU
Molecule: messenger RNA, 1565 nt
Organism: Marasmius oreades (fairy-ring Marasmius)
Lineage: Eukaryota; Fungi; Basidiomycota; Agaricomycetes; Agaricales; Marasmiaceae
Exons: 7
Coding region: 298-1278 (326 amino acids)
Source: RefSeq, a predicted model, not a curated record